AAGCAUACCAAAUGCCCUCCUCUCCCCCUCAGACGGAGCAGAUCUGCUCCGCAUCCCGCAGCAACCCGGAGAGACAGCGCAACUACAUCACUGCCCCUGCCUCCUCCUCACAGCGUUGGUCGCCAUCCAUCCCCUCUCCUCCUCCUCCUGUACCAUAACAGAUGGUGGGAACAACACAGCAUCCACCGGGUACUACAACAAUAGACCGCAGCAUCCGGUGCACACGACGCGGGCCUCGCACCACCAUGCUGCCGGGGCAGGACUGCGGACAGCUCUGAGGUGUGCCGACGUGGAUUAUUUCACGCGGUCCCAGCACCUCCACGGCCACGGGAGGAACCUUCUUGUGACUGUUCUGGGCUCUCCAUCGAGCGAGGAAGAUGGCCGCUAUGAAAAUAUUAACCAGCGCAGGGCUCUUCUUGGCUUUCUGUGCGCUGGGGCUUCUCGCCAUGGCGAUCUGCACCGACUAUUGGUACGAAACAGACGCGAGGAAGCACCGGGAGAGGUGUAAGAACUAUGGCAACAAGCCCAACAAGCCUAACGACCCCGGUUACGGCUACAUCUCAAACCACAACCUCCCCCUCCAGAUGCCUCCAAAGAGCCAGGAGCGGAGAGGCGGCGGCCCGGAUGUUGCUCCUCUCAUCGGCUGGAAGCGCCACUUCUACGGGAGGGACGCCAUCGCGUCGGCGAUGGAGUCCCACUGCAGCCGGCAGUUCAACUCCACCGUGUCCGGGCUCUGGAGGAAGUGUCACCGGCAAGGCUUCGACCUGGAUACCGAGGACCUGAUAUACAAAGGAAUAAUUCAAAGAUGUACUCCUGUCAAGUACCACUAUUCCUCGUCCAUCCUUCCACGAAAUUUACCCGUCAACAUCACAAAGACCAUACGCCAGGAUGAGUGGCAUGCACUCCAUCUGAGAAGAAUGACGGCUGGCUUCGUGGGCAUGGCCGUGUCCAUCAUUCUGUUUGGCUGGGUCAUUGGAGUGUUGGGGUGCUGCCAGCAGCAUGACCUCAUGCAGUAUGUAGCUGGGCUACUCUUUCUCAUGGGAGGAACAUGUUGCAUCAUCUCCCUCUGCACAUGCGUGGCAGGAAUCAACUUUGAGUUGUCCCGCUACCCGCGCUACAUGUACGGCCUCCCAGAAGACAUUAGCCAUGGCUAUGGCUGGUCCAUGUUCUGUGCCUGGGGGGGACUCGGUCUCACCUUGCUGGCUGGCUUCCUCUGCACCUUGGCUCCCUCCCUGAGCACACCUGCCCGCACGACAACCCACAAACCGAGGCAGGAGAACGGAACCGUGUGACGAAGGAGUCAGCCAACUCACCAGACACACAAGCCGCACCCUUCCAACUUGAUGUUUAACUCUGAGACAGUUUUAGUCUAAUUACUACCACGUCACAGCACCCCCAACAUCGCCAUCCUCCGUCAGUGUGCCGUGUGCCUAAGUUGUGAUAGAAGCAGAAAAAUAACAACAAAUUUCACACAUUGAAUAUUUUUGAUGGAGCUGGGGGACGAGCAACCUGUACAGCAGCAAAUGACUGACGAUCGAUAGCACAACGUGGACAUUUGUUUGUUUUUGUGUUUCGACUCCUGAGAGUUUGUGGCGAUCUAAUGGUGACUGUUUUCUCUGAGGAGAAUUUGUCUUAAAAAGGUGCUCUUUGAAAAACAUAAAGCCACUCACACUCCUAUUAAGGAAACACACAUAUCAGCUUUUACACAAAAGCUUGAUUCCUCUGGAUUAACCUUGAGAACACAAACACAAGAAAAUCAGUUUUAGAGCAUCCUGUCUGGAUUUUUGAAGAUGUGUGUUUACUGUUUGUAAAUUUAAAGAAAAAGAAAAUGCUAGCAGUGAUGUUUCAUUGCAUAAAUCAGACGGCCGGAUGUGAUAAACUACUCCAAAUAUGUCUGCAGCGUCUGAUGGACCCAGCAGGAUUACAAAUACACAAAAGUAUUCUUAUAAAAUGUUACAUCAAGUAGAAUUAAAUCAUUAUUUGUAAAAUGUAGAUUUUUUUUAAAAUAUUUGUCUGAUUUAAGUGGGUUGAAGAGUUGAAUCUAUUAAUGAAAUCAUCAUAGACAUUUUUUAAUGAUUACAAAAAUAUAAAAAAAGCACUGAAACAGCAGCUGCUAGUUGGUGAUUUAAAGGUGUGGUUCACUGCUCUGAUUGCUAUAGGUCACUCUGAGAUUUUCAUGCAGGCUGAACAUGAAAAUAGUCUCCUACACCUAUCUCCUGCAUUAGCUUCUGAUAGAAAACAGACGGUGACACUCUAGGAUUAGAAAAUCCUAACAGAUCUACGUCACACUGUCACUUAACAUUCAUGGACGCUCACAACGGGGAAGGCUGUUGUUGGUUUAGCGUCCAGGAAACAUCAGAGGACUUCUUGGCUAGUAGAAGCUAACUGUUAGCAUUAGCAACUCUACCACACAGCAGAACUCCUCCAAGCUUGUGGUUAUCUGUGGAGAUCAAACAGCAACGUUGCAGAGCGAACAGAGUCAGUAGAGUUGCGUUGCUGUUAGCCAAUCAGAGGAGAGAUGUCCAAAUGUCAGGAUGUAAGACUCCAAAUCCUGUCGUCUGAAGCUCAGCUAUGAUUUCUAUUUCCUGAAAAAGAUGCACCAGUGCUUUGUUUCCCCAGAGUAAGCGUUACAAGGUAUUCGUUCCAACUAGAGACCACUGCAAAUGUAUUCUAGUGAUCCACACCUUUACUGAUGACCCAGUUGUCUGCUGGCAGCUUAAACAAAACCCGAGAGUGAAUCAAUGAAACCAAACUACAGAAUAAGUAUUUAUUUUGAUUUUCUUCAACGUCCGUCAGCAUUUUUGUACUGGGCAUUCAAUAAAAAAAAAUAAAGCCAUUGUUACAGUGUUGUUGCAACAUCAGACAUUAAAACACAAUAUCUUCAUAUACUGUUAAACAUGUGAUUAUACACAUAAAAGAUGGAAGACGUAGAUGAUAAUCGUAAUUAAAACCUUAUUAAACAUUUAAUUUUAAUGUGUUUUUUAUGAGUAUUAAGUGGCACAAAAACAGAAAUGUAGUUAUUCAUCUAGAAAACACACUUGAGGCUGUUUACCUGUUAACAAUUUUUAACCUUUUGAUCUUUAAACCCUGUUUUAUACCAAGAAAUACAAACUGAUUGAGUGCUGAUCUAAAGGAAAGUACAAUGUGCUAGAUUUAAUUACACUUUGGUGGUUUAAUUGUAGACAUAGACCUGGUGUUGGGGGAAAUACCCAAACAGUAAUGUUGCUACGCAUUCUGACAGCGCAUAAUUAUGAUGCAUUUAAUUAACAUUUUAUUUUAUCUUUCAAAUUUAAAUGUAAAAACAUCUCCUUAAAGUGAUCGGUUGCUUUUUUUUGGUCAUUUUUUUGUAAGUGUAUGCAAACAGAAUGUUUGGAGAACAUUUUGGGAGUUACUUUGGUAAGUUAGGCAACAGCACAAUAAUAGAUAAAGACAGUUAUUUAUUAUUUCAUUUAUUUAAAUUAAAAUUAAAUAAAACAUUGGCGUUGAAAUAGACUAAAGGUAAAUUUGAGCAUUUUAAGUGUUUUGUGUAAAAAAUAAUGUCUUACUUGUGGUGGUCAUUCUGAAUGGCCUCAGGUUGGACUGAUAAGCUAACAGCUAGUUUAAGAACAGCCAAAACCAAAGCUUGUUUCCACUGUCUUAAAAAAAGUUCCAAUAUUUCAAAUUUUGCGGCAGUUUAGGCACAACUUUUUUUUUUUUUUAGAAACUAUUACAUCACUUUCUUAUUUUGGAAGUCAGUUUCUAUGGACCUAAUCACCUGAUGCACCAGAAGAGCUACACCUUCCUGCCACACAGUGAAAUGCAAACUUGAGUUGAUGGACAUUAUAAAACAUUUGUCUGAACUUCUAUGAAACUUUUAAGAUUAGUGUUUUUGUAAGUCUUUCCACCGAAGGCAUACUCCAUGCGUAACAUUGGUGAAGCGUAGUACGCAGCAAUUAGCUGCUGUUUUAGUGGAUGUGUGCGUUACCACCAGCCACAAACUGUUGCAUUUGGGAUGGAUACAAUAUAAUAUUUAUAUUGUACAAACGUGAAAGUUAAAUUGUUGGAAAAAUAAAGUUAGGAUGUUAUUAC
Nothobranchius furzeri (turquoise killifish) is the source of this 4068-nucleotide messenger RNA. It is a transcript of the gene tmem276b, whose product is annotated as transmembrane protein 276b. NCBI's taxonomy places the organism in Eukaryota, Metazoa, Chordata, Actinopteri, Cyprinodontiformes, Nothobranchiidae. The record is from RefSeq and is a predicted model, not a curated record. Gene Ontology annotation, cellular component: membrane.